UAUAGGUAUGUGUCAGAACCCUGCUACUAGAGCCUGGAUGUGGCUCUGAGUUUCAGGGUCACUGACAUUGAUAAGACACCUGCGUCCCAGGACUCGGAGGAGAAACGGCUGAUGGACUUGGCGGGGAAUUUGCGCGGGGUUUUACUGAGCGGGAAGAGACUGUUCAAAUGAGGGGGAGGGUAUAUAAAGGAGGGUUGGCCGGAGCCUCCCAUUCUUGGCUUUUCUGAUGUUCAUGUUUCCUACAAUAAAAGUUCCUGGUGAUACCACAAAGAGUCUCGUGUGUUCAUUCAGGAGCGGCUGUGGUGAGCUGACACUAAGCCAAGAAUACGGACACCAUCCCGCUGUAGCGGUGAGGUGUAACAUGCAAGUGGAGGAUGAAGAGCUCUUGGGCGCCGGAGGAGGAAGGUCGGAAAGGGCCACUCCCGAGACGGACGCUGAGUUCCACCAGCUGGCGGCCCUGGCGUCAUCCACCGCUUAUGCCCAGCCAAAUGGGGUAACCCAGAGGCGCGGAGUGGUGCGGGGAGAUAGCACCGGAGGAGAGGAAGGUUCACCUUCCCCAGGCCCGCAAAAGAUGGUGUUUCUGGAGGAGAGGAUGUCGGCGAUGGAGACCACCCUGGCAGUGAUGUCGAGGGCGAUGGAGCGCCUGGCGGUUUUGGCGGAGCCGGAGCGAGGAAGGGAACUCCGGGCUAGCUCAAUGUGGGACGUGAGCAUGGGAAGCAGCCAGGGCUUUGCAGACCUCCCAGCACCGAAGGGAAGGGAAAUGCGAAAGGAGCCCGGUGCCCGGCCCAAGAUCCAAACGAGCCUGACGCGGGUGGAGGAGAGUGACGACGAAGGGGAAAAGCCUCCGAGAAUCCCGGCUACGCUCCCAACUGAGACCCUGGUGCCCCUGGCGAAUGCCGGGCGUGGCACAGGACAAAGGGAAGCAGCAGCGGGGCCCACUGGCCCGCAAGGGGGCUUGCGACGGGCGGAGGAUUGGGGAUUGCCACCACAGGGACCCCUACCGAGACGAGAGGAACUAAGGAUCGAGUUUGGGGGAGAGUCCUCUGAACUGGAUUUUUUCCUGACCACGGUGAGGGGCUAUAUGGAGGACAAUGCCCACACUUUUAGAACGGAAUCCAGCCGGGUACGGGCCAUUGGUGCAGUGUUGAAGAGGGGAGCGGCCAGCUGGUACGUUCAACUACACGCGCGGCGCGACCCAUGUCUGGGGUCACUCCGACGCUUUAUGGGGGCCCUGGAGACCCGUUUCCGAGAUCCACUGGAGCAGAUCCGGGCGAGGGAGGAGUUGAAGACCGUCUCCCAGGGGCAGAGGUCGGUAUCUGAGUAUGCGGAGGAGUUCCAAUGCCUCGCUGAAAAGGUGCCGGAAUGGUCUGCAGUGACAAAGAUAGAACUCUUCAAAGAGGGGCUCAGGCGGGAGAUCCUCUCCUGGGCGGUGCAUCGUGAUGAGCCUGACACACUGCGCGGAUGGAUUCAGCUGGCGGGGCGCAUCGAGACAUCGCUGGCCCAGGCGAGGAGGCACCGAGGAGGGCUACAGCAGCGGCCGCAGAUGAAAGAGGGGAGCCGGAAGGAGGGAUCAACCCCAGCCGGGAGGAGAACGGAGCCGACAGGGAACGUGAGCACCAGCAGGAGGGGCUGCUUCGUGUGCGGCCGUUUGGGCCACAGGGCUGCCGAGUGCUGGCAGAGAAAAGGGGAAGGCGGAGGCCCGCCCAAACCAAGAGCCGUGGCAGGGAAACGCGCCGAGGAAGAACCACCGAUGAGGCACCACUCGGGGGGGUUGGACGAAGGGGAGGAGGACGCCAUGUCAGAACCCUGCUACUAGAGCCUGGAUGUGGCUCUGAGUUUCAGGGUCACUGACAUUGAUAAGACACCUGCGUCCCAGGACUCGGAGGAGAAACGGCUGAUGGACUUGGCGGGGAAUUUGCGCGGGGUUUUACUGAGCGGGAAGAGACUGUUCAAAUGAGGGGGAGGGUAUAUAAAGGAGGGUUGGCCGGAGCCUCCCAUUCUUGGCUUUUCUGAUGUUCAUGUUUCCUACAGUAAAAGUUCCUGGUGAUACCACAAA
Anolis carolinensis (green anole) is the source of this 2056-nucleotide messenger RNA. RefSeq lists its product as uncharacterized. The record is from RefSeq and is a predicted model, not a curated record. Gene Ontology annotation, molecular function: nucleic acid binding; zinc ion binding. NCBI's taxonomy places the organism in Eukaryota, Metazoa, Chordata, Lepidosauria, Squamata, Anolidae. The coding region runs from base 227 to 1816 and encodes 529 amino acids. The transcript has 2 exons.